CCGCACUCCGGUUCCGCCAUUUCCGCCGUUUUUGGAACUCAGUUAUUUAUUUAAUUUCUUUCUCAAUCCUUUCUCGUAGACUCACUGCCAAUACUUACGAUGGAGUCCUCCUCUAAUAUCCGUAUCAUCACGACUCUUGGACACGUUGAUCAUGGAAAAACCACACUCAUGGACUCCCUUCUCGCUGCAAACAACAUAAUCUCAUCCAGGAUGGUUGGCAAAAUGCGAUACCUUGAUAGUCGGGAAGAUGAACAAGAAAGAGGGAUCACAAUGGAAACCAGCGCAGUUUCUCUCAAAUUUCAAGUGUUCGGUUCUGGCCCAAAUGGAGAAAGAUCCCCGAUAUCAUAUAUGGUGAAUAUGGUCGAUACACCUGGUCACGUCGAUUUCUCCAGCGAAGUCUCAAUUGCAUCCAGAUUAGUUGACGGUGCACUUGUGGUCGUUGAUGUUGUAGAGGGAGUAUGCACACAAACAAUCGCAGUACUCAGGCAGGCGUACCAAGACCGUCUUAGACCAAUAUUGGUCAUAAACAAACUCGAUCGUCUCAUUACGGAGCUUCGACUCGCACCAAUAGAGGCCUACCACCACCUCACGCGACUUAUCGAGCAGACAAACGCGGUCAUGGGGAAUUUCUUUGCGGCAGAGAGGAUGGAAGACGAUCUUAGAUGGAGGGAAGGGCGCGAACGUCGCUUGGCGGAAAAGAAAGAGCAACACGCCGACGAAACAGACGCGUUGGUUAACGAUGGAGACGAGUUUCAGGAAAGGGACGACGAGGACAUAUAUUUUGCCCCCGAGCGAGGAAAUGUGGUUUUUGCAUCUGCUAUUGACGGAUGGGGUUUUCGGAUCGGAAAAUUCGCCCAGCUGUACGCGGCGAAAUUAGGAGUCAAAGAGGGCAACUUGCGACGGGUGCUUUGGGGAGAUUUCUACCUGGACCCCAAGACGAAGAGAGUGAUCAGUUAUAAGCAUCUUCGCGGCCGAGCACUCAAGCCGCUCUUUGUGCAGUUCGUGCUGGAGAAUAUUUGGGCUGUUUAUGAUGCUGUUGUCUUGAACCCGAACUCUGAAAAAAUUGCCAAGAUCGUAGCAACGCUGAACUUGAAAAUCUCACCUCGAGACCUGAAGUCGAAAGACACGCGUCAUCUCCUGUCGCUCAUCUUUUCGCAAUGGCUGUCAUUGUCUACGUGCAUAAUACAGGCAGCAAUUGAUAUUGUUCCAGCACCUUGCGUUGCUCAGGCCAUAAGGCUACCAAAAAUGCUCUAUCCAGACUUUCACGAGGAAACGAACGUUCCGAAGAAUAAAUCAGAAGAAGACCUCUACACUGCCAACUCUCAGCCAAAUGCUCUCAUGUGCGCCUAUGUCAGUAAAAUGUUCGCUGUGUCAACCAGGGAUCUGCCGGAAAACAAAAAGAAAACACUGACAGCAGAAGAGAUGCGUGCUAAGGCCGCCGAAGCGAGACGAGCCAGGGAGUCGCGACCUCAGGAGACCGAUCUCACUUCGCAAGGGUUGGAGGCAACGUCAAGCAUCAACUACACUCCCGAUACUGCCGCCGAGGACAUCAAUGAACAGGCAGAAGAAGAACCAGAAGAGGACGUUGAAGUUAUUCUAGGUUUUGCACGACUCUAUUCAGGCACUAUCCGUAUGGGUCAGAAAGUAUAUGUUGUACUGCCAAAGUACGACACAGCUCUAGAACCGACAAAUGCUCAAAACCAGCAGUUCCUGGCCGAGGCGACUGUUGAAGGUUUAUACGUGAUGAUGGGCCGAGAGCUUGCCUUGACGGAUACGGUACAAGCGGGAAAUAUAUUCGCUGUCCGAGGAUUAGAAGGCAAGGUAGGGAGAAGCGCGACGCUCUGUGCGCCAGGAGAUGUGGAAAGUAACGAAACACAAAAUGUGAAAGACUCCUUGUUCAAUCUCGGUCGUGUCAAUCGUGUAAUCGCCCCCAUUGUCCGAGUUGCGUUGGAACCAGCCAUGCCGGCUGACAUGCCAAAGUUACUGGCAGGUAUGAAACUUCUCAGCCAAUCAGAUCCGUGUGUAGAAACGUUCCAACAACAAACUGGUGAACAUGUCAUAGUGACUGCCGGAGAACUGCAUCUCGAGAGAUGCCUGAAAGACCUUCGCGAAAGAUUUGCGCGCACAGAAAUUCAUGUUUCAAAGCCUAUCGUGCCGUUCCGUGAGACCGCUGUCAAAGGAAUUGACAUGGCACCCACUAAAAGUCCGGGUGCAACCCGAGGGACGAUUAAAGGCUCCACCUCUCAGGGAACCAUUAAUUUCACAAUUCGUGCAAGCCCGCUCCCAGAACCUAUCCGAGACUUCCUUCUGCAGAACUUGGCGACUUUGAAGAAAGUGCAGCACCAGCUAGACCACAAGGCUGACGGGCAGAUCGGACAACUCCGAGCAGAGGAAUUCGUCAAUGAAAAUCGCGGAGAUAUCACUCGGGACUCAGAAGUAAGGCCGGAUCAGUUUUGGACAUCUCUGCAACACGUGUGUCGGGAGGUCGGCGGUGAAUGGGACAAUAUUGUAGAUAGGAUAUGGGGAUUUGGACCUCAACGGGCGGGCAGUUGUCUCCUGAUUGACUCACGAAAACUCUCAGGGGAACGGUCCCUGAAGCGUAGACUUGAGCGUUUAAAGUCUGAUGAUACCGAUACAGCCACUGACAGAGUUGCCAUUGACUUUGAUGGCCACAUAGAAACUGGUUUCCAGCUUGCAACAUUCCAAGGUCCGCUCUGUUCAGAGCCCGUCGAAGGUCUUGCAUAUUUCGUCGAAAGCCUCGAAGUCGAUCAAGAGCGUCUCACUGCAGAGAUUGCUCAGAAUCGUUUGACGCAGCUAUCUUCGGCAUUGAGCUCAGCUGUCCGGGAUGCCUGUAGAAAUGGACUGUUAGACUGGUCCCCGCGCCUCAUGUUAGCGAUGUAUUCGUGUGACAUACAAUGUUCAAGUAAGCACCGAUGAGGAGGAGUUUCAAUACGGUGGCAUGAUUUGAUUUUCCCCUAUCAUAGCCGACGUGCUUGGGAAGGUAUAUGGAGUUGUAGCACGAAGGCGAGGACGAAUUGUCGCUGAAGAAAUGAAGGAAGGAACAUCUUUCUUUACAAUCUCAGCCUUGUUGCCUGUAGUCGAAAGUUUUGGAUUCGCAGACGAUAUACGGAAGCGAACUUCAGGUGCUGCGAGCCCGCAGCUCAUUUUUAAAGGCUAUGAGUUGCUCGACCAAGAUCCCUUCUGGGUGCCAACGACCGAGGAAGAGUUGGAGGAUUUGGGCGAAAAGGCGGACCGAUCAAAUAUUGCCAAAGGAUAUAUGGACGCCGUUCGGGAUAGGAAAGGGUUGUUCGUGGAUCGAAAGAUCGUGGAGUUCGCGGAGAAACAGCGAACUUUGAAGCGAUGAGAACGGGUGGGCAUAAGGAGAACGGCAACCUAGCGAUUUCACAGAUUGUCGCCAAAAUAGGACAGUAUUUGUACACACUUUCUCAAUGAUUUGGGACAAGAAUAGACCAAAGAUAGCAAUGUAUUACAUAAUACGGUUA
This is a messenger RNA of Marasmius oreades (fairy-ring Marasmius), 3503 nucleotides long. RefSeq lists its product as uncharacterized. Gene Ontology annotation, cellular component: cytosol; ribonucleoprotein complex. NCBI's taxonomy places the organism in Eukaryota, Fungi, Basidiomycota, Agaricomycetes, Agaricales, Marasmiaceae. The coding region runs from base 100 to 2937 and encodes 945 amino acids. Gene Ontology annotation, biological process: cytosolic ribosome assembly. The transcript has 11 exons. The record is from RefSeq and is a predicted model, not a curated record. Gene Ontology annotation, molecular function: ribosome binding; GTPase activity; GTP binding.